UUGGUAGUAGGGAGAAAGGCGCACUUAGAAUCCCUAUUGUGGAUGACCCCGAUCAUACGAAUGUUUAACAACCACUGAGUGGACGUUUAACACCUAUGAAAAAUGUGGUGACUAGUUUGAGAGGGAAUUAUCAAGGUGUAAAAUAGGGGUCUGUUCUUGAAAUUUGUUAGUCAAUGAGCAAAGGGCUGACUCUUCAUGGAUGGCAAUUACAGAAAUAAACUGGCAGAUACGAAAUAUAAUUUUAAACAUUAUAAAGAUUCCUUUGAAAUAUAAUAAAAAGAAAUUAGAAUAUAGAAUUUAAUUCUAUGGAUAUGAACUAGGAGUGGUCGCCAAAAGAAGUUGUGGUUUCUUUGUUAAGAGUUAUAUCUAAUGCUUCUAAUUACAAACAUGCGUUUAUAUUUAUCUAAUCGGUUCUUUUAUCAAUAAAAUGACCUUGUAAAAUAAUUAUUAUUGCAGAUCCACAUAACAGAAAAUGUAAAGCAAUGUUCAAACUUCUACAAAUAUCACAAUUAUGAAAAGUAACUCAAAUAUUGCAACUUCACAUAACAACUAAAGAAAAAAAAAAGGAAGAAAACAUGAAACAAAAGGAUAUUUAAAAAAAUCUAUAAUAAUUAUCAAUAUUAUACAUUUAUGCUAAAAAUGCAAUAAUGCGUAUCAUCGGGAAGAUACAUUGGAGUAAAAUGUAAGAUGAAAGAAAUUACAAACAAUAUCGCUAUCGUUUCUCGCGGAAUGAAAGGUCGGGAAAAAAAGGCCAGGCUAAGAAAACAUUCAAGGAUCGGUCGCCAAGAUGACUCACAUCUAAACUGGAAGCUCCAACCGCAUCGUCCUCUCUCUGUAUACGUCAAGAGUGGCAGCAACUUAAUCGCGUUCCUCGAGAUCGCAAACGCGUCACGUAUAUAACCGAUGCUCGACCGAUCUGUUCCCUCAAUCGUGAUCUAAGUGUCGCCGAGAAAGGAAUUCGUUGUUGUGGAUUUCGAUAUCUUCAGUUGAGAAACUUUAAUCUUUGCGCCAUGUGGACUGCACUCGUGGUUCUGUUUCUGAUGGCAUCGUUCGAUGUCAACUAUGCGGUAUCAUUGAACGCAGAGCUUUCCGAUCCAACUGUGUCACGAUUGCGGACUGUAGGAGACAUACCAGACAGGCUUCCAAGGAAAUUCAGGGAAAACAGUCGAACUAGGAGAUUGCAUAUAGAAAAUCAACAUGGAUUUGAUGGGAAAGUGGAAAAGAUCCAUAUUAAUUCCGAAGAGGAUCUUCCUGGAAUUCGGGCGUAUGGAGUGCAAAAAAAGAAUUUGGAGAAUAAUGGCUAUAUUGAAAAGAAGACACAGGAAGAAAUUAUAAAAGAUAUUGAGGACACUUCGAGGGUUGCUCGUACGGUCGAAGCCUACGGAAAAACCAAAGAGCAUCUCGAAAUGAACGGUUAUAUUGAAAGGAGUAAUUCUCAGAAACCUCCAGCCAGCUAUCAAAUUCCAUCGAAUCAAAGAUCCAGAAUAACCAGAUCCAUCGAAGCAGAAACAAAGCAAGACAAUCUAAAAAAUGAUCCAGAAGACCUAGAAGCUCAAGAUGCCAAAAUUUUUAGGCCACUGUUCGUGUACAGGCAACAGGUGGCUAGAAGGCAGCAUCGAAGAAGAAAUCAUGUUCACAGUUUCCCAGUUGGUUGGAAAUCUUAUUACAACUAACAACCAGCUUACUGAAAUUCUUUCCAUCAAAUCGCUUUUUUCUGUCUCAAUCGCUUGGAACAACAUCAAAAUGCGAUAAGGCAACGCCCGACUGUUUUACGAAAGAUAUGCAAACAAGAAAUCGGUAAAAUGUUUGCGUUGCGGAUCCUUGAAGUCGCCUAAUUAUCAUAAUAAUUAACCGAUUGAGUCAGCGUCACUUUGUGCCAUAAAAGAAGAAAGCGGUUGUUGAAGACUGGCGACUGGAAAUGAGUUACUACAAUGAUCGAAAGCGCGAUAAACGAAUGAUGUAAAUGCCGGAUAAAGAACUUUACCAAAUAGUAUUACGAUUAUUGAUGAUGGAAUCUAUAGUUUAUUAGUAAUUAGAUAACGAUUAAUUAUUAAUGAUAUACGAUAUUAUUAUUUCACAUUUUGAUAUUUUGUUACACUACGUGUUGUAAGGAAAAUAAAUUAAAUUUGAAUCUACA
Bombus huntii is the source of this 2137-nucleotide messenger RNA. RefSeq lists its product as uncharacterized. The transcript is spliced from 6 exons. Lineage: Eukaryota; Metazoa; Arthropoda; Insecta; Hymenoptera; Apidae. The record is from RefSeq and is a predicted model, not a curated record. The coding region runs from base 1011 to 1673 and encodes 220 amino acids.